AGACAGAAUAAACCUUGCCUUCCUCCUGGCCCAGUGCCGCUUCCACUGUUAGGAAACGUCUUAUCUAUCAACACCAAGGAGCCUUGGUUGACUUAUACUGAAUGGGGUGCUGCCUACGGAGACUUGGUUUUCGUGCGACUUCUAGCAGGUCAGGAAGUCGUGGUGGUCAAUUCUCAGCAGAUUGCAGAAGCCUUAAUGGACAAGCGUUCUCGCAUUUACUCCGAUCGACCAUACAUAGCCACACUCGAACCAUUUGGUUGGUCGGUCAACUUUUCAUUAACAGCUUAUGGUGACGAAUGGCGUCUUUGCCGGCGACUCUUCCAGCAAACUUUCCGUCCCGACUCUGCAUUUAAGUUUCGACCAACGCAGAUCAAGCGGGCUCGUGAGAUGAUCGACAACCUAAUUGAUGACCCUCAACAUUAUCAUUCUCACUUCGCAACAUUCUCGUCAUCAGUUGCGAUGUCAGUGGUAUACGGCUACCAGACUGACCCUCGUGGCGAUCCUCUGGUUCGACUCGUAGAAAAUGCAAUGGCUAUUGGCCUUGAGAUGUUAACCCCAGAGAGAGCAACCUUACUUAAAAUCUUCCCCUUCCUGCUGAGGUUACCUGACUGGUGUUGGGGAUCCGCGCUAAAACGCGAUUCUCAAGUUUCGACCCGUCGUAUGACUGAAAUGACGGACCUGCCGUUCCAAUAUGCGCAGGAGCAUAUGGCCGAAAACCUGUCCCUCGGUCAAGUUUCAAUGGUAUCAGACAAUUUGCAGCGGAUGGAGAACUCAGAUCAAGUAUCAAAACCCAUCUUCGAGACUGCUUUAAAGAAAGCAGCUACUACUGCUAUUAUAGGUUCAUAUGAGACGACCACGUCGACCUUGAUGACUUUUGCUCUCGCCAUGGUAUUGUAUCCAGCUGUUCAAAGACGCGCACAAGCGGAGAUCGACUCAGUGGUUGGAGAGGAUCGCUUGCCUACAUUUGAAGACAGAGCCUCGCUACCCUACGUUGAAUCUGUCCUGCGUGAAACUUUGCGAUGGCACCCCAUUUUGCCCAUUGGCACACCACAUGCCACCUCAAGUGACGAUAUAUUCGAUGGCUAUUUCAUUCCAAAAGGAGCAACUGUCAUAUGCAACACGUGGUGCAUUUCACGGGAUGAAAAGCGGUACCCCGAAGCAUCUAGCUUUAUACCAGAAAGGUUCCUGGACGUCAAUAAUGCGCUGACAGACGACGACCCUGCUGAAUAUGUUUUCGGUUUUGGCCGGCGUGGAUGUCCAGGCCGAUAUACCGCUGAUGCCUCUGUGUGGUCCGCUAUUGUUACUAUGUUGGCCACGGUGGAGUUUUCUUCUGCCAAAGAUGACCAGGGAAAAGUGAUCGAAUUCACCCCUAAAUUCACGACGGGACUCACUCAGUACUUGGUUUUCUCGUAUCAUUCCAUCUUCCCGUCACUAACAGUUCCAUCGUUUUAGUUCCCCUAUGGUCUUCCCUUGCAAUAUCUCAGUACGCUCUCGUACCCAUCCAGAACUUGUGGAUGUACCUGGCCAAUCUGUCAAGCAUUGACAACUCUCUUUUGACACUUUUCCGCAAAAUUUUGGCUCCGUUUUGUGUAAUUUGAAAUAUGCGGCAUGUAGCAUUCAACCACCAGCUUGCGCGUGCACGAGACGCAACUGGGACCUAUCGGGUACAGUCUUGUAGGCAGAGCCGAUAGAAGGAAGACAGUGGUUCACUCGUUGGUGGACAUCACACCUGCAAGGAAACCGCGUCGUUAUUACCAUCAACAAGCAAACCGUUCACCUUCGGAUGUUUACUAUGAAUU
This is a messenger RNA of Suillus subaureus, 1799 nucleotides long. Its product is annotated as cytochrome P450. The annotation marks the transcript as partial. Lineage: Eukaryota; Fungi; Basidiomycota; Agaricomycetes; Boletales; Suillaceae. The transcript is spliced from 12 exons. Gene Ontology annotation, molecular function: oxidoreductase activity, acting on paired donors, with incorporation or reduction of molecular oxygen; monooxygenase activity; iron ion binding. The record is from RefSeq and is a predicted model, not a curated record.